Nematolebias whitei (Rio pearlfish) is the source of this 544-nucleotide messenger RNA. Its product is annotated as 2-iminobutanoate/2-iminopropanoate deaminase-like. Lineage: Eukaryota; Metazoa; Chordata; Actinopteri; Cyprinodontiformes; Rivulidae. The record is from RefSeq and is a predicted model, not a curated record. The transcript is spliced from 6 exons. Gene Ontology annotation, molecular function: deaminase activity. The coding region runs from base 1 to 441 and encodes 146 amino acids. Gene Ontology annotation, cellular component: cytosol.
AUGCAGGGUUAUAAAGUCAUUUCCAAACAGUUUGAAGUCCAUCAUUCUACAGUGAGAAGGGUCAUUAACAAGGAAAACAUUCAGGGCUUGUUCCACCAAGCGGUGGUGGUUGAUCGGACCAUGUACAUAUCAGGACAGCUGGGGAUGGAUCCCAUUAGUGGGCAGCUGGUGGAUGGUGGGGUUCGGACCCAAACCAGACAGGCUCUUGUGAAUAUGGGUGAAAUUCUUCUUGCUGCUGGGUGCAGCUAUGAGAAUGUUGUCAAAACUACUGUGCUGCUGGCCGACAUGAACGAUUUCUCAAAUGUCAAUGAUGUUUACAAGCAGUUUUUCACCACUAACUUCCCAGCCAGAGCUGCUUAUCAGGUCGCUGCCCUCCCUAGAGGUGGACUCGUUGAAAUCGAAGCAGUUGCUGUGUUGGGCCCUCUGACUGAAUGCACUUAGAACGGAGUAACCUGAAGUACGUGUUGCUUGAGGCGGCAUGCAAAGACCAAUCAAACAAUCUUUACAAACUGUUCUAGUUUACUCCAAAUGUAUUUCGUUUUAA